Messenger RNA from Brenthis ino (lesser marbled fritillary), 603 nucleotides. The record is from the annotation of a GenBank genome assembly. NCBI's taxonomy places the organism in Eukaryota, Metazoa, Arthropoda, Insecta, Lepidoptera, Nymphalidae.
AUGGCAGCUAAGUUUGUAGUCCUUCUGUGCGCGGUUGCGACCGCCCGCGCUGGGGGCUUAUACGGGGCUUCAUACGCACCCGUUGCCUCAUAUGCCUCAUAUGCACCUGCAGUGGCUUCAUACGCCGCCGCACCCGUAGCGUCCUACGCCGCCGCACCCGUGGCCUCAUACGCAGCCGCACCCGUAGCCUCAUACGCUUCUUAUGCCUCACCCGUCAUCAAGAGCUACGCCGCCCCAGCUGUUGCGUACUCUGCGCCUAUCGUCAAAGCCGUCGCACCCGCUGUGUCAUCAGUCUCUUCAUACUCGACUCACACAACCCACGGAGCUCCUUUGGUGGCUAAGAGCUACGCCCCAGUCGCAACUUACGCAGCAGCACCAUUGAUCAAAAGUUACGCCCCAGCCAUCCAAACAAUUUCUGCCCCAGCUAUCUCAUACGCAGCCCCUGCCAUCUCAUCUUACGCAUCUGCCCCCAUCUACAAGAGCUACGCAGCCCCCGCUGUAGCAUACUCGUCUCCCGUGAGCUACGCAUCUGCCCCAGCAUACAAGUCCAUCUCUCUGUCCGCACCCGCUCUCGCUUACGGCAGCUACGCUGGACACGGCUGG